GUGUUUUUCUGUGUGUUCAUUUAUUAAUUUGAUUUGAUUUGAUUGAACAGAUAUCAAUUACUACAUAUUAUAAAAAACAAAAAAGAAAAUACACACAAUACACACAGAGAGAACAUGAGGCCACCGAAGAGGCCGAUCCACGUGAUAUCUACAUGGGUCCGGCGACAACCGCCGAAGGUGAAAGCUUUUCUGGCCGUCGUGGCCGGAAUGUCUGCAUUGGUUGUACUGAGAGCCAUCGUUCACGAUCAUGAUAAUCUUUUUGUUGCAGCCGAAGCUGUUCAUUCUAUUGGUAUCUCUCUUCUUAUUUAUAAAAUCAUGAAGGAGAAAACUUGUGCAGGGCUGUCACUCAAAUCGCAGGAACUAACAGCAUUGUUUUUGGCUGUUAGACUGUAUUGCAGUUUCGUCAUGGAAUAUGAUAUACACACCUUGCUUGAUUUAGCUACAUUAGGUGCUACCAUGUGGGUCAUUUAUAUGAUGCGUCAUAAACUGCGAUCAAGUUAUAUGGAGGAAAAAGAUAACUUUGAAAUACAUUACGUGGUGGCUCCUUGUGCGGUAUUAGCUCUGUUGAUUCAUCCAUCUACAUCGCAUCAUGUUAUCAAUAGAAUCUUUUGGGGGUUCUGUGUGUAUCUAGAAUCUGUUUCUGUUUUACCCCAGUUGCGGGUCAUGCAAAAUACAAAGAUUGUAGAACCUUUCACAGCUCAUUAUGUGUUUGCUUUGGGUGUUGCGAGGUUCUUGAGCUGUGCUCACUGGGUUCUCCAGGUUUUGGACACUCGUGGCCAUCUGCUUACUGCCCUAGGAUAUGGACUCUGGCCUUCCAUGGUUCUUAUUUCAGAAGUUGUUCAAACAUUCAUAUUAGCAGACUUUUGUUAUUACUAUGUAUUAAGCGUCUUUGGGGGACAACUUGUGUUGCGCCUUCCAUCUGGAGUCGUCUAACGCAGGAUGUGAUUCGUCAGAAAGUUAGCUCAGAAUGGUGGUUUACUCUUUACGAGCAAUAUUUAUAUUUUAGCACUCCACAGAGUCCAUGUUACCUGAGGGUGGUUACACCGUAUGUUGACUGAAAAAUCAAUUACAUGGAGGGUAUGUAAAGAUGGUGUGGGAUGUUAAUGGAAAUCUAAUGUAUCUGAUGUUUAUCUGAAUUCGUAUAACUUGACCUUGUUGUGCCAAUCUAGAUGAGCUAAUUUUACAAUUUA
This is a messenger RNA of Daucus carota subsp. sativus, 1190 nucleotides long. RefSeq lists its product as uncharacterized. Bases 115 to 933 code for a protein of 272 amino acids. The record is from RefSeq and is a predicted model, not a curated record. The transcript has 6 exons. NCBI's taxonomy places the organism in Eukaryota, Viridiplantae, Streptophyta, Magnoliopsida, Apiales, Apiaceae. Gene Ontology annotation, cellular component: endoplasmic reticulum; cis-Golgi network; membrane. Gene Ontology annotation, biological process: protein retention in ER lumen; endoplasmic reticulum to Golgi vesicle-mediated transport. Gene Ontology annotation, molecular function: ER lumen protein retrieval receptor activity.